Molecule: messenger RNA, 2584 nt
Organism: Cylas formicarius (sweet potato weevil)
Lineage: Eukaryota; Metazoa; Arthropoda; Insecta; Coleoptera; Brentidae
Product: ATP-dependent RNA helicase DDX42
Exons: 9
Coding region: 257-2422 (721 amino acids)
Molecular function (GO): nucleic acid binding; RNA helicase activity; ATP binding
Source: RefSeq, a predicted model, not a curated record
AAAUAAAAAAAACAAUUUAAGUUGUCAAUUUUCUAUCAAACGUGAGUGUUUAAUUAGUAUUAGUGCACUUUUAGUUAAGAAGGAAUAAAAGUAAUAUCUUAAUACCCAGCUGUUUUACGAUACUGUAACAUCUUCCUUACCAUCUAAUCCUUUCUUUUUAAUUUAAGCGGAUAUUUCGCUUCUCUAACCUUAAAAUUUGGUUAGCUUUUCUAUGAUUUCAUAAAUCUGGUCACCCCUUUGGUAAAAUUACGUUAAAAUGAGCGGUGGAUUUAACUACGCCAAUAUCCAUGCAAAUACUAAAAGGCACAAUGCUGUUCCGCCCCCUUCGAGUGGGGUUAGCAAGCAGGGCUAUUCGACAAUGAACGCUAUCAGUCAAAAUGCGAUGGUGGCCUCAUGGGGCACGGGUAGUCGAAAGAGGGCGGCCACAGAAGACGAGUAUUUUGAUCAAGAUGAUGAGGAAGCAGUACCAGAACUGGCCUAUAUACCUGCACCGGGUAGUCCUACCCAUAUGCAAAUGGACAAGAAAAAACACCGGCACGAAGACGAGGAUGAUGAUCCUCUUGACGCAUUUAUGGCGGGAAUUGAAGCCCAAGUAGAAAAAGAAAGCCAAUCGACUUCCGUCUCAGUUGCUCCGCAACAAGCACCUGUGCGUAAUGACCUUGAAGAAGAGGAUGUUGAGGAGUCUUACUAUCGGUACAUGGAAGAAAACCCAAAUGCUGGUCUUUUGCCAGUUGAAGAAGACCAUCCGGAUAUCGACUAUGAUGAAGAUGGCAACCCAAUCCCGCCCGACAAGAAAAAAAUCAUUGACCCCCUGCCGCCAAUAGAUCAUUCUGAGAUAGAGUACAAACCUUUUGAGAAGAAUUUUUACAUUGAACAUCCCGAGAUAAAAUUAAUGUCGGAUGAUCAAAUCAAGGAACUGAGGCAUACAUACGAUUUGACAGUGACCGGGACCGGUGUGCCCAAACCUGUCGCUUCAUUUGCACAUUUUGGAUUUGACGAUAAACUGUUGAAAACCAUUAUCAAAGCGGAAUAUGUUUCUCCCACUCCCAUACAAGCGCAAGGAGUCCCGUGCGCGCUCAUGGGACGAGACGUUUUGGGGAUCGCUCAAACUGGUAGCGGUAAGACCGCUGCGUUUUUAUGGCCCCUUUUGAAGCAUGUCUCUGUUCAACCUCCCGUUGAGCCGGGUGAAGGGCCGAUAGCUCUCAUUCUGGCGCCCACUAGGGAACUGGCGCUUCAAAUCUACAGCGAAGCGAAGAAAUUCGCGAAAGUUUAUGAUGUCAAAGUUAUGUGCGCCUACGGCGGCGGCUCCAAGUGGGAACAAAGCUUGGCACUGAAAGAAGGUGCGGAAAUCGUUGUGGCGACGCCUGGUCGUAUCAUUGACCAUAUUAAGGGCGGGGCGACGAAUCUCCAAAGAGUAACGUUUCUGGUACUCGACGAAGCAGAUCGAAUGUUCGAGUUAGGUUUCGAGCCUCAAGUCAGAUCAGUUUGUAACCACGUACGGCCGGAUAGACAGACGCUGCUGUUUUCGGCAACUUUUAGAAAAAGAAUCGAAAGACUUGCCAAAGACGCGCUCAAAGACCCGAUUAAGAUAACGCAGGGGACGACGGGACAGGCGAAUGAGGACGUUAAGCAGCACGUGCUGUUAUUACCCACCCAGGAAGCCAAGAGAGAGUGGCUAUUCGGUAAAUUGGUGGAGUUGUUAUCGGCCGGGUCAGUUCUAGUGUUCGUGACUAAGAAAUUGGACGCGGAGAAGGUGGCCAACGAUUUGCUGGUGAAAGAGUUUGAUUGUCUGUUGCUUCACGGCGAUAUGGAACAGGCGGAGAGGAAUAAGGUUAUCAUGGCUUUUAAAAAGCAAGAGUGUCCCCUUUUGAUCGCCACGGACGUCGCCGCGCGAGGUUUGGACAUCCCGCACGUGCGCACGGUGGUAAAUUAUGACACGGCACGCGAUAUUGAUACUCAUACCCACCGGAUCGGUAGGACUGGUAGGGCGGGCCAGGAAGGUACCGCGUAUACGCUACUGACGUUUAGGGAUAAGGAGUUCGCGGGGCAUAUCGUCAAAAAUUUGGAGGCUGCCCACCAGGAAGUAGCCCAAGAAGUUCUCGAUCUAGCGUUGCAAAGCUCGUGGUACAGGAAGCAAAGAUAUAAGAGAAAAGAUACUCCGGCGAAUGUAGGAGGUAUAGGGCUCGGUUACAAAGAGAAGGUGACACCAGUGACUCCAAUGAAGGGGUUCGUGGCAAGCUCGUCGGGUAACCUUUCGACUACUACUGCGGCGAAACCGAAAGGACCCGCCACGGAUAGAUUGGCGGCCAUGAAAGAGGCUUUUAAGGCUCAGUAUACCAGCCAAUUUACCGCAAGCGUGGACAACCCGCCGCCGCCGCCCCCGCCGCAGUCUAACCGAAAGAAAAAGAGCAGAUGGGAGUAAACUAAGCCAAAUUAUAAUGUUAAUGUGUUUUAAUGUUAGGCUUUCGAGACCAUAUAGAACGGUACAUUUGCACUACCGGUUAAGAUUUCACAUUUUCGAAACGUAAACAUCGUUGGAAACGUUAAAGAAUAAAUAUACUAUAGACAGCAGACGCGUUUUUUC